This is a messenger RNA of Aphanomyces astaci, 559 nucleotides long. RefSeq lists its product as hypothetical. Lineage: Eukaryota; Oomycota; Saprolegniomycetes; Saprolegniales; Verrucalvaceae. The annotation marks the transcript as partial. The transcript has a single exon. The record is from RefSeq and is a predicted model, not a curated record.
GUACGCGACUGGGUCUACCGCGUCGAGGACCUGCGCAAUGGCGCCAUCACGACGCACCAUGCUUCGCGUCUCAAGUUCUUUGCCGCCCGCGACUUGCUUGUAACGCAGGCGUUGACAGAUCACGUCGCAUACGUCGAGGGCGGCCACCUUGUUGAGUGCUUCCUCGACUGCCGCUUCGACCGGCCGACCCACUCGUGGAUGCUCCGCGUCAAGUGGCUUGGGAUAGAUAUCCUCGAGGCCUCGUGGGAACCGGCGGCAGACAUGGCAACGGACGUGCCAGUCAUUGUGGCCGCCUAUCUACGCAAAGCGAGCCGCGGGAACGGCAACGUCGCCAAGCUCAAGACGGUGCUCGCUAUCUCGCACCCAGACGUCGUGUAGACCAUGGGGGAGUUGUUGGGUGUGGAGUAUCUUAGCAAGACACAGGUAGUAUCCUUGCAAGCGCACUCCAUUCCCAUUGGUCAAGGAUCUGUCGACACGACCGAAGACAGCUCGAUAGGGGAUGCAAAUGUGCGUUGUGAAUCAGUAGAUCUAAGACCUUUAACAUAGUCAGUCUUCUUUU